AUGAUCUUACAGUUACUUUCAUAUAUUGGAAUUGUUGUAGGCUUUUUGUUUUUGGUCCUAGCCAUUGCUUCAGGUCUUUAUUAUAUCUCCGAAUUGGUGGAAGAACAUUCUGAACCCACCAAAAGAUUUCUCAAAAGAUUAAUCUAUGGUAUUAUUGCAAUUUUUAUCUUAUUAUACUUAUUUGAUUCAUUCCCAUUUAAGUUGACGGUAUUUUCAAUUAUUUCGUACUAUGUUUACUUACAGAAUUUACAUAAAUUCCCUUAUGUUCAAUUAACUUCUCCAAUAUUUCUUGCAUCUUGUGUUUUGGUUAUAGCGAAUCACUUUUUAUGGUUUAACCAUUUCCACAACCCAUAUAUUCCACCAUUGGAAGUUCGUUUACAGCCAAAUUAUAAACCACCAAACAUUCCUAGUUUUAUUGAAGUCUGCUCAUUUUUUGGUUUAUGUGUUUGGUUUAUCCCAUUCGCUUUGUUUGUCAGUUUAAGUGCACAUGAUAAUCUUUUACCACAUCAUAUGGAGAAUAAUAUUGACAAUAAAGAUAAAAAGAAGAAUAAUGGGCUAGCUAAGGUUGUUGUGGCAAGUAUCAGAGAUUAUCUAUAUGCUUUUAGCAGAAAAUUGGGUUAUGAAUUAGACCCACAUCAUGGAACUAUUGUUUAA
Messenger RNA from Hyphopichia burtonii NRRL Y-1933, 654 nucleotides. RefSeq lists its product as uncharacterized. NCBI's taxonomy places the organism in Eukaryota, Fungi, Ascomycota, Pichiomycetes, Serinales, Debaryomycetaceae. Gene Ontology annotation, cellular component: endoplasmic reticulum membrane; Golgi membrane; COPII-coated ER to Golgi transport vesicle. The transcript has a single exon. Gene Ontology annotation, molecular function: COPII receptor activity. Bases 1 to 654 code for a protein of 217 amino acids. Gene Ontology annotation, biological process: endoplasmic reticulum to Golgi vesicle-mediated transport. The record is from RefSeq and is a predicted model, not a curated record.